This is a messenger RNA of Theobroma cacao (cacao), 1397 nucleotides long. RefSeq names its product vesicle-associated protein 4-1-like. The record is from RefSeq and is a predicted model, not a curated record. Gene Ontology annotation, biological process: endoplasmic reticulum membrane organization. Gene Ontology annotation, cellular component: endoplasmic reticulum membrane; plasma membrane. Lineage: Eukaryota; Viridiplantae; Streptophyta; Magnoliopsida; Malvales; Malvaceae.
CACCAACAGUGACAACUCAAAGCACACCCCCGUAUCUGAUAUAGAAACAUCGUUUGACAUAUAUCCACCCCCACCCAUAUCCAUAUUUUUCCCAUUCGCAAACAAAAUUCCAUCCUUGUUGCGACUUUUUAUUAGCUUCCACCUGCAUAGUAAAUCAAUAAACAUAUCCCAAAAGUUCGUUUGAAAGCAAAAAAAGGAAACAAAAAAAAAAAGAAAAGAUAAGAAAGAUGGGUGUUGAUGAGGAGAAAUCAGAGGGUGAAGGAAAAGUUUGGAGUCUUUGUAGAAUGCCAUUUUGGCAGACGAGUAGUAGCAAUGGCAAUGGCUCUUCUUCAUCUUCAUCUUCAUCUUCUUCGAUGGGCAAUAACAAUGUUUAUCAGCAAAGCCAAACUAGUCAGCUUGGUGAACGAUCAACUGCAACUUCUUCAAACGCAGUUUCUUCUAUGGCAAAAUCUUUGCUUCCUACUCGAAGAAGACUCAGGCUUGAUCCUCCCAACAAGUUGUAUUUUCCUUAUGAACCAGGUAAACAGGUCAGGAGCGCCAUUGGCAUUAAAAACACUAGCAAGUCUCAUGUAGCUUUCAAGUUCCAAACAACUGCACCAAAGAGUUGUUACAUGCGACCUCCAGGAGGUAUACUUGCUCCUGGUGAAAGUCUUAUUGCAACUGUAUUCAAGUUUGUGGAACCUCCAGAGAACAAUGAGAAACCAAUAGAACAAAAGAGCAGAGUUAAGUUCAAGAUCAUGAGCUUAAAAGUGAAAGGAGAAACAGAUUAUGUCCCUGAACUGUUUGAUGAGCAGAAGGAUCAGGUUGCAGUUGAGCAGAUUCUGCAUGUAGUUUUUCUUGACCCAGAACGCCCUUGUCCUGCACUGGAAAAACUUAAACGUCAACUGGCUGAGGCUGAGACUGCACUUGAAGCACGCAAAAGGCCUCCAGAAGAAACAGGACCACGUAUAGUUGGGGAAGGACUUGUUAUAGAUGAAUGGAAAGAACGGAGGGAACGAUACCUAGCUCGGCAGCAGGUUGAAGGUGUUGAUUCGGCAUAGAAGUGCCAUCUUUGUAUUGCUUUAGGCCUUGGGCACUUCUUUCCUUGAGCUGAAGUUUCCAUUUUGUUGUGUUGAAUUCUUUCUUAUUUGUCACUUGGAGGGUGUUAAGGUGAUCAAGAGGAGUCUUGGAAAAGAGGUAAAUGUAAGCAAGUUUGUUGCAGUUAAACGUAAGCUUAAUUCAAUGUGGUUUAAGAUACUUAAUCAAGGGCUUACCCCAAUUUCUUGUAGAUAAUGAGGUUUUGUAUUAGAAACAAAAUUGUUGAUUUUGGCAGAACAAAGUUAUAUUGUCCUCGUGUUGUUCAUUAUGAUUUUCCUUUAGUUUUGUGAAUGAGACACUCCACAGACCUUAAUGUUUCA